UUGUCCUUGAUUUUUGUAAACAAUACAUGAAUGACGACGUUAAUUUUACUUUGAAGAAAAUUUAUGUUAGGUACUAUGAAUAACUCAUAUAGCAAGGUAUAUUAAAAUUAAUUGCUAAAAUCUGGAUGUUCCGUGAAAACAAUAUUUCGAUUACGAUAUAUGGUUAGCUAGCAUGUAACAUAAUAUUCAUGAUUAAUAAUUUGAGCUUGGACUUGUGACACAUUCUGCUAAAAAUAAAUUUUGGGAAGUGGCCAGUUCUUUUGUCAUGAACAAUUUGCAAAGAAACGAGGACAGUGGGAACGAUGACCCAAAUAUGUUUCCGAUAGGAGUUGAGUCAUCUUUACAAUUGCCUUUAGAUAAUUCAAUGUGCAUAGUGUUUACAGGACACUACAAUGGUAUAGGCGUAGAGGUUAGGCCGCCUGAUGAGAUGAAAUUACUGUACCACAUGGGCUGCUUUGGCAAAGGGUCUACAUCUAGGUCUAGACCUAAACCAGUAACAAACAGUCCUGUGUUUAUCCGUAAAAGACAAUUUUUAAAGAGAAACUACUGGUAUAAGAGAUUUGGUAAAGCGCAGAAAAAUACAGAUCCAGAUUCAUUUUUCAAAGACAUUGAUCAAUUGGCUGCUAAAAUUUUAAAUGAUAGCGAGAAGCAAACUGGUAAAGAUGUCAUUAACUUGGUUUCCAGUGAUGAUGAAGAUCUGGAGGACAUAGCGAGUUUAACAGACAACUCUGAUUUUGAUGAUUCUUUUAAAGAAAAUGCUGUGGUAGUUGUAGCCAAUAGUGAUUCUGAGGAUGAUAACUAUUUUGCCAAUUUAAAGCCCAAAUAUUGUACUAACAAAAUCAUAUUAAAGGAAAAGCUCAUGCUCACUUUACAAGAGGCAUUCUUUCUGCUUUACGGUCUUGGCUGCUUGCAAAUUGUAAACUUUGAAAAUAACAUACUGACUAUUGAAGAAUGCUGGAAAUUGUUCUCAGAAACUGAGAGUAAUUUUAUUGAGAAGUAUGUUGUUUAUCAUUAUUUUCGAUCCAAGGGGUACAUUGUGAAACCAGGAAUCAAGUUUGGUGGUGACUAUUUGCUGUAUAAAGAGGGCCCUGGAGUGAAUCAUGCUGAUUACAUUGUUGUUAUUAAUUAUGGUAAAGAAGAUAUGGACUGGACUUCAUUACUGGGGCAUCUUAGAAUGGCGACAACUACAGUGAAGGAAAUAUUGAUCAUAGAAGUCAAAAGGUCUAAUAAAGAGCACAUGAAACUACCCCAGGAUCUCCAGGAAUAUAGAGUAAGGGAAUUGUUGUUGUCGAGAAAAAUUCCAGUGAUAAUAAAUAAUGAUGAUAACUAUGCCAGAUUUUAUUUACUUAUACUACUAACAACUGUUUCUUAA
Messenger RNA from Bicyclus anynana (squinting bush brown), 1372 nucleotides. RefSeq lists its product as uncharacterized. Gene Ontology annotation, molecular function: tRNA-intron lyase activity; nucleic acid binding. The record is from RefSeq and is a predicted model, not a curated record. Gene Ontology annotation, biological process: tRNA-type intron splice site recognition and cleavage; tRNA splicing, via endonucleolytic cleavage and ligation. Gene Ontology annotation, cellular component: tRNA-intron endonuclease complex. Lineage: Eukaryota; Metazoa; Arthropoda; Insecta; Lepidoptera; Nymphalidae. The transcript is spliced from 4 exons. The coding region runs from base 266 to 1372 and encodes 368 amino acids.